CCCAACGUCUCUCGUCCAUGGCCAUGGAUCGGUGAGUUCUCUGUGCCCAUCUAUUCAGAUCAUUAUACGACUUAAUUUGGAUAAAGGUGGCGCCUAUGCUCCGUCUCUCCAAGGCGCUUCUGAGAUGCGCACCAAAGCUCAACAUGAUACAGAGAACGCAUGGCUCACAUAUGGCCAUUCCACACGACGAACGAUGCCAUCAAACAUCAACGGCACCCAAAAGGCCCACCCCCAUCCGUUUCUCGCGCCACCAUCCGUACCAUUGAUAUACGACCUGCGCUAUCCACCCACCUCUCUCCGUUUUCCAUCAUCAUCUCCAUUUGCGGGCUGCGGAUACGAAUUCCUCCGCGUCCCACUUACGCCAGAGCGGCCUAGGCUGAUACGAAUUACGAGCCCGCAUUUUCCCUGGGCGUUUGACAUCAGCCCAAGCGCCGGAGAAGCGGUUGUGACGUGUCUUGACGUUCUCUUUACUAUGCACGCCGAAUUGCAGCGCCCGCUUACAGACAUGGAGUGGGGCACUGCUGGAGACGAUAAACGUGCGAGUCUUAUCAGAGCACGUGACCGUCGUCUAUGGAUACAACUUGCGUUGCACGGGAACUCAAAUCCUGCGGCUCGCGAUAGACCCACAGUGAGCUUUGAGAGGCCUGUGCAGCAAGAGCCGCUGCUACUCCGUGUCGACUGGCUUGGAUCCAGCGUUGCAUUCAUGGGGCUUGUCAAGGAUGAGGCUUUUGAAAGGAGGAGAUUCGUUCCAGGUGGUGGGGAUCACCCUGAGACGUGGAUGGUGAAGUUCCAGAAAUUAUGACUGAAGAUUUGGAGAAAUGUACAAAAAUCUUACUAUUGGUUAUCUUUAUUUUGUGAAUGUUACGAAGUAUGUAGCACUGCUUAUAUUGAAACCAGGUAUUGAAGUCGUGCAAGUCAACA
Messenger RNA from Suillus subalutaceus, 921 nucleotides. RefSeq lists its product as uncharacterized. Lineage: Eukaryota; Fungi; Basidiomycota; Agaricomycetes; Boletales; Suillaceae. The record is from RefSeq and is a predicted model, not a curated record. The transcript has 3 exons. Bases 125 to 802 code for a protein of 225 amino acids.